GAUUAGUAUUAAAUAAAAAUUAAGGAAUUGCAUGAUUUCGUGUUUCAGGCAUCAUUGCGGACGUUGACGAUCGAGUUGCACCCCACGCAUAGUUCUUCAGCGAUUGGACGGCUUCCGUACGAUUGCAACUAGUUUCAGCAGUCCACGACAGUUAGCUGCCACGAGUUGACGGGUUCGGUCGAUUCGGCCGCUGCAUCGUUCCCGAACGGCACGAUCGCUUUUCCCGUUGCAACGUCGACGAGAGAACGCGCGUGCGAGGAGAGGCCACACUGACCCCGUAUCCCCUUGUGUAGAGUCUGUCGACCUUUGACUCUGGACCGGCGACAAAAGCCUACCAAGCAAUCGCCAAGCGGUCGACGAUCUCCCCUUUGAGCUCCUCUCUUGGAUUAUCGCUGUCCACGAUAUCCUUCACGGGGCUCUUUGACGUCUCUUGCUUCACCUUAUCUGGGAACACCAUGCUAUCGAGAUUGACAUUGUCGGCUGCUCUACUCCUUUUAACAAUAGCAGUUAUAGUCUCGGAAGGAUGCGAAUUGGAUCAAAUGCGAUACGGAUGUCGCAUUUACAAUGCACAAUGCAGUUGCGGUUACGGCUGCAAAUCCGAGUAUAGGUAUGACAACAAUGACGAUUGCAAAUUAGCGCUGAAAGGAAGACGUAGCGACAUAUGUUAUCGAUCGAAACCUUGUCUAAAUGAGGGUUCAUGUUCCCAAAUAUCAUCGGAACCUGGAUUUAAAUGUCGCUGUGAAGGAACUGGAUUCUAUGGCACUUAUUGCGAGACACCUUGUCCACGACCGGAUGUUACACUUUUACGAGGACAAUACCCUUAUGAAUGCGUCGUGAUUUAACCCGAAUCUCUCCUCUUACUUUCAUCUGAAAUUCAAAUUCAUUUUAAUAUGAUACACAACGUACAGGGAAAGAAACGCAUUUCAUAAAACGUAUUUACACACAUAUCUUUGUACAUACAUAAUAAAUAUUAAAAUCUACAGAU
Pogonomyrmex barbatus (red harvester ant) is the source of this 985-nucleotide messenger RNA. RefSeq lists its product as uncharacterized. The record is from RefSeq and is a predicted model, not a curated record. NCBI's taxonomy places the organism in Eukaryota, Metazoa, Arthropoda, Insecta, Hymenoptera, Formicidae.